Messenger RNA from Tribolium castaneum (red flour beetle), 1301 nucleotides. It is a transcript of the gene Fdh, whose product is annotated as Formaldehyde dehydrogenase. Gene Ontology annotation, biological process: formaldehyde catabolic process. Lineage: Eukaryota; Metazoa; Arthropoda; Insecta; Coleoptera; Tenebrionidae. Gene Ontology annotation, cellular component: cytosol. The record is from RefSeq and is a predicted model, not a curated record. The coding region runs from base 98 to 1246 and encodes 382 amino acids. The transcript has 6 exons. Gene Ontology annotation, molecular function: S-(hydroxymethyl)glutathione dehydrogenase [NAD(P)+] activity; zinc ion binding.
ACACCCAACCUUAACCUCACAAGGUCAGUUUUUAAUUAUUAGAUUAAAACAGACCAAAGUUACACUUGUUAAACUAACGAAGGUGUUUUUUUCCACCAUGACUACUGCCGGAAAGGUAAUUUUUUGCAAAGCUGCAGUUGCUUGGGGCCCCCGAGAAGACCUAAAACUCGAAACCAUCGAAGUGGCCCCUCCUAAGAGUCACGAAGUCCGAAUUAAAAUUAUUUACAGUGCAGUUUGUCAUACAGAUGCUUACACCCUCAGUGGCCAAGAUCCCGAGGGAUUAUUCCCUGUCAUCUUAGGCCACGAGGGCGGUGGAAUUGUGGAAAGUGUGGGAGAGGGAGUUACAAACGUUCAGCCAGGUGACCAUGUCAUUCCGUUAUACAUUCCCCAAUGUGGCGAAUGCAAAUUUUGCAAGUCGCCCAAAACCAACUUGUGCCAAAAAAUCAGGGUGACACAGGGACAAGGGGUGAUGCCCGAUGGUACCAGUAGAUUCACGUGCAAUGGUAAAAAAGUGUACCAUUUUAUGGGUUGCUCCACCUUUAGCGAGUAUACCGUUGUUGCCGACAUCUCAGUUGCUAAAGUGAAUCCCAAUGCCGAACUUGACAAAAUUUGUCUGUUGGGUUGUGGCGUCCCAACUGGAUAUGGAGCAGCCUUAAAUACCGCCAAAGUUGAAAAAGGGAGCACCUGCGCGGUUUGGGGCUUGGGGGCUGUGGGCCUUGCCGUCGGGAUUGGAUGCAAGGCUGCGGGGGCGUCCAAAAUCAUCGGAGUCGAUGUCAAUCCAGACAAAUUCAAAAUUGCCAAAGACUUCGGCUUCACCGACUUCGUGAACCCCAAAGACUACGAAAAGCCGAUUCAGGAAGUGUUGGCUGAAAAGACAGACGGUGGUCUCGACUUCACUUUCGAAUGUGUUGGGAAUGUUCAGACUAUGAGAGCAGCGUUGGAGUCAUGUCACAAGGGUUGGGGGGUCUCCACAAUUGUGGGGGUUGCUGGUGCAGGGCAAGAAAUAAGCACUAGACCUUUCCAGCUCGUAACAGGGAGGGUGUGGAAAGGAACGGCUUUUGGAGGGUGGAAAAGCCGCGAUAGUGUUCCGAAACUAGUUGAGGAAUAUUGCCAUAAACCUCAAAUCAUGCCGCUUGACAAGUUUAUCACGCAUAAUUUGAAAUUUGGUCAAAUUAACGAAGCGUUCCAUCUUAUGCACAAAGGGGAAAGUAUUCGAACUGUUGUUGCAAUUGCUGGAAGUGCGUAAAGUAAACACAUUGUCAAUACGAAAAUAUUUUAAUUAAUAAAAAUGGAAAAAUUAA